UGGAGGAGGGAUUGGUGGGUGGGAAGAUGUGGAGGAGAAGAGGAGAUCAGGAAUUGGGGUGGAGGAUGGGUGAAUUACGAAGGAGGGUGGGUGGCCAGAAGGAAAAUGGGAAUGGUCGCAAAUUCAACGAAUUGGAAUUCCGAGGCGAGGGUGAUGGAUACUGGGGACGAAGAAAGGUAAAUGAUGUGGGAGAGAAAAAAAAAGGCGCCGAGGGAACCUGGAAGCGACCUCGGUCAAGCCUCGAUUUCUUCCACUUUGGCGUGACGUUGUUGAAAAGAAGGAAAGAGGGUGUGGAAUUGUGAGGUUGUGUUCGUUGUGAACG
Neurospora tetrasperma FGSC 2508 is the source of this 322-nucleotide messenger RNA. RefSeq lists its product as uncharacterized. The transcript has a single exon. The record is from RefSeq and is a predicted model, not a curated record. Lineage: Eukaryota; Fungi; Ascomycota; Sordariomycetes; Sordariales; Sordariaceae. Bases 27 to 302 code for a protein of 91 amino acids.